AUGGCCAUGCCGCCUCGCCCCACCGUGCAGUUCGGCCUGCGUAUAGCUCAGGUGGUGCUGUCAUUCAUCAUGCUGGCGACGGCCGGGCACGUGUCAAACCGGCUGGGCGUGGCGUGGACCCAGGUCUACGGCGGUGUGGGCCUCUCUAUUUUCAACGGGGUCUGCGGGCUGCUGACGGCUGCACUCUACCUGGCCACGCCGUACAUCGCCACAAGGGUGGAGAAUGCUCACACACGGAAGCUCCAAACGGCCCUGCCCGGCCUGCUGGACGUAAUACUGUCCGGCUUCUGGUGCCUCUUCUGCCUGGCCGGCGCCGGUGCGGCCGCCUCAGGCAUCGGCGCGUCCUCCUGCUCCGACGGCUACUACUACUCCCGCUGGUUCUACGGCUGGUCGUCGUCGCCGGGCUUCUGCGCUGCGUGGGGCAUCGCCAUCGCAUGCGGGUUCUUCCUCGUUGUGGCGUGGGGCGCGAGCGCCGUUCUGGGCGGCCUCGACAUGCGCGACGGCAAGGGGCUGGUGCCAAUCCGCGCCCGCGACGGCAAGGCGCCUGCCGCCGAGGCUGCGACCGACGAUGCUAAGGCCGCGGACGGCGGAGCCCCGACGGCGACCGGUGGCGUCAAGGAGGCCUCGCCCGUGGAGAGCGUCUGA
Monoraphidium neglectum is the source of this 645-nucleotide messenger RNA. RefSeq lists its product as hypothetical. The transcript has 5 exons. The coding region runs from base 1 to 645 and encodes 214 amino acids. Gene Ontology annotation, cellular component: membrane. The record is from RefSeq and is a predicted model, not a curated record. NCBI's taxonomy places the organism in Eukaryota, Viridiplantae, Chlorophyta, Chlorophyceae, Sphaeropleales, Selenastraceae.